This is a messenger RNA of Dentiscutata heterogama, 913 nucleotides long. NCBI's taxonomy places the organism in Eukaryota, Fungi, Glomeromycota, Glomeromycetes, Diversisporales, Gigasporaceae. The record is from the annotation of a GenBank genome assembly.
GAAGAAGAAAGUAAUUAUCUGGAAAGCCCCGAUAUUGUCCUAAAAGAUGAACAUCAAACUUUCAAAUUUCAUAUAAUUAAAGAAGGCGUAUAUCCACCAAAGAAUAAACUUAAAUAUACUCGGCACCCUGCAAAGUAUCCUAUACUCCAUAAUUAUGUUGUUCGAACCAUGUAUUUAAAAAAAAAAUAUAUUGUUGAGUGCUUGAUAGUUUAUAUCGAUGAUAAACUAUUAUAUCAAAUAUACUUUGGAGAGUAUUUAGACAAGAUUGUAGAGUUAGAUCAGUUAACUACACAUGCUGCACGAUUAUAUUGUGAGGCUUUGGUUAAAGAUAUUCAAAACAAUGAACAAGUAGAAUCCAAAAGCAGACUCUCUGGACCUCUUCUUUUUGGCUUAUAUUGUAAAAGUGUAGAGGUAGUUCAUAAAACAGUAACAUCAAAUGAGUUAGUACGAAUGAAACUAUUUAAUAAUUAUAGCACCUCAGCACAGCACAAACAUAUAUUAGGUUUAGGAAAAUGGUUACUAGAAUUUGUAGAAGAAGAAAAAGAGAAUUUUUUUUAUCCAAAUGAUAGCAUUGUUCUUAAACAAGCAAAGUUUGAAAUCAGUGGUCAUACAUAUAAUAUCAAUUAUGGAAAAAUUGAUAAACAACAAAUAGAAUUACAAACACAAGCUAUUGUAAAGUUAAUUGAUCAUAAUCAAAUUUCUCAGAAAGCAUAUAGGUCUUUGGCUAGACUUGAUGAAAUGCUAAUUAGAGCUGGAGCAGUUUAUGAUAUGAGACAAGAAAUAACAAAUAGAGUAAAUGAAAAAAUUUCUAUUAGUUUAGUCAAUAUUAAUCAGCCAACCAGUUUUGAACCAAUUACUGAAGAGUCUGAUAUUACAGAUCCAAUUAUAGUUUCUAACGUCAUUGCAUCUAUCG